Molecule: messenger RNA, 1029 nt
Organism: Botrytis sinoallii
Lineage: Eukaryota; Fungi; Ascomycota; Leotiomycetes; Helotiales; Sclerotiniaceae
Exons: 1
Coding region: 1-1029 (342 amino acids)
Biological process (GO): pantothenate biosynthetic process
Cellular component (GO): cytoplasm
Molecular function (GO): 2-dehydropantoate 2-reductase activity
Source: RefSeq, a predicted model, not a curated record
AUGACUAUAAAGGUCCUCAUUGUCGGUGCUGGUGCUGUUGGUGCAUUCUACGGAUCUCGAAUUGCUCAGGUUCAAGGCACUCAAGUCUCCGUUAUAUGUCGAUCAAAUUACAAAGCUGUCACCGCCAAUGGGUUCAAUGUCACAUCACCAAAAUUUGGAGAAUACAAAUUCAUUCCGCAUCAAACCUUUGCCAACCCACAAGAAGCUCGAGAUUCGAAUGAAGAAUGGGAUUAUAUUGUCGUAAGCACAAAGGCGCUUCCAGAUGUUAACGAUGAUUCCGAGAUCCUUGAAGGCCUCGUGAAGAAAGGUCACACAUCUAUCGUCUUGGUCCAAAAUGGUCUCGGUGUGGAAGAACCAUAUUCAAACAGGUUCUCAGGGUCCACCAUAUUAAGUGCUGUCACUGUUGUGAGCGCCGAACAGACUUCCCCAGGUCUUAUUAAGCAUAACAGAUGGACACGAAUAAGCAUUGGCCCAUAUUUACCCGGUGUUGUUGAAUCGACGAAGUUGAGUAAUGAUCAACACAUGGCUGUUCAACGAAACAAUACGUUUGUGAAAUUAUUACAAACAGGUGGCAUCUCGGAUGCCCAGGAGUACUCACAUUGGAAACUUCAAAUGGUGAGGUGGCAUAAAAUCGCCAUUAAUGCGAGUAUGAAUCCUUCCGCUGUGCUUUCAUCUGGGAGCACAAAUAAUGAUAUGUCGCUCGAUCCAGAGCUUUACAUUCAUUUGAAAGGUGUCAUGGACGAAGUUUUAGAGACAGCCCCAAAGAUAUUGGGGACUAAGCUACCACAAGAAUUUGCAACUUCUGAGCAGCUGUUGAAAAGUACACAGAAGAAUACUAGUGGAAGUAAGCCAAGUAUGUUAUUGGAUUGGGAGCAGGGGAAGACAAUGGAGCUUGAAGUCAUUUUGGGAAAUCCAAUCCGAAUUGCCAGGAGUCAUGGACUGGAAAUGCCAAGGCUACAAACAUUAUAUGCUUUAUUAAGGAAAGCUCAAGAGAAUAGAACAAAGGAGAAAGUUAGUAGUAAACUUUGA